AGCCGAGCAUACCUGAGCCGUCAGGCGGUGAGUUCGGCAGGUGUGCGGAGGACGAAGAAAUGAUUGAGGAAGACAGUUUAUCCUCAUCCUCAGCUGAGUGAAGACUCUCCGCAGAGCUCAGAAAGGUUUUCCCAUUAAAAUGCAGCAGAAUUUGAAACGCAGAGUUUAAUUCUGAACACGGAGACCGUCCUCUCCCCUGCUCCCGCAAUUGAGAAAUGAAGAAAUAAAGCCCCAUCCAGGUCCCGCCUUGCCCAAGCAAAGGUAAAAACACGCCGCCGGGAGCCUGGAGUUUACAGGAACUCAUUGAAAACAUGCUGCUGAUCUCGCUCCGCUGUCCCGGAGCGUGACGUUCGGUGCCAGGAUGAGGAGGCGUCUCGGGUUGGUGAUGCUCUGUAUGCUCUCUGCGGCCCUCAGGUGUAACGGUGCGUCUCCACCGGGGAAACCGGUUCUGCUCGGCUGCAGGUCCCCAGAGAAGGAGACGUUCACCUGCUGGUGGGAGCAGGGCUCCGACGGAGGCCUGCCGACGGUGCACCRCCUCUACUACGAGAGAGAAAAUUUGGAUGGAAUCCGCGAGUGUUCRGACUACCACUCGGCAGGAGAAAACUCCUGCUUCUUCGGGAAGGASCAGACCUCCAUCUGGGUCGAGUACACCCUGAAUGUGGUGGCCUUCAACGCCCUCGGRAACACCUCGUCAGACCUCUAUAAGAUCGAUGAUGUGAUGACAAUUGUGAAGCCUUACGCUCCGGAAAACGUCACGGUGCUGGUGAACGACACCGCCAACAGCCCGUUUCUCCACGUGAGUUGGAACCCUCCUCGGAAGGCGGACACCAGAUCUGGCUGGGCCACCAUAAACUAUGAGCUGAGGGUCAAAAAAACAGAUGAAAAUACCUGGGAGACGUACCAAAAUGGCAUAUACAAUUUUCGUAAACUGUACAACGUGGACCCCGGGGCCACGUACAUGGUUGAAGUGCGCUGUAGACUCGACCACAGCUCUUGGAGCGAGUGGAGCAGCACCUCGUCUGUGAAAAUGCCAAACUAUUUUCAGAAUGAGAAGCCAUUUUGGAUCCUGGUCUCUAUCUUCUCUAUAAUUCCAUUGUUGACAAUUGUAUGUAUUUUGGUCCUGAAGAGGAAAUUCGUGAAGCAGUGGCUUCUGCCUCCUGUUCCUGGGCCAAAGAUACAAGGAGUUGAUGUUCAACUUCUCAAGAAUGGGCGAUCCGAGGACGUCGUCGACGCUUUUAUCAGCAGCCAAAGCUUCCCUCCUAUGACGACUUGGAUGGAUCAGACGGAGGAGUACCUACUUGUGUCUGACAGUAAUGACUGGCUCUUAACAGAUCCCUGCAUGUCUCAAAAGAAAAGCUUGAUGAUUCCAGCUAGCGUACACUUCGAGAUGCAAUGCAGGGAGUCGGCACCAGAGCAAAGUGACUGUGAGAAGGCUGAGGAAGGUGAAACGGGUCAUUUGGUUAAAACCAGCGAAGCUCCGUCGAAGGGGAGCCCGUCGAACGCGGAGCCGGCCCAGUUGCCUCCCGAGGAACAGCAGAGCCCGAGCAGAAACUGUGCGAGCGAGGAGAACACCAGCUACGUGGGCAUUCCCCAACAGGAGAACACGCAGUGGGACUACAGCAGCGUGCAGAAGGUGAACGGCGAGACCGUUCUCGUCUUCAGGGACGAAAACGUCCCAGUCAGCUCGGCCGCGCCGAGGCAGGAAGGGUGCGCGGAGGACGGCGGGCCGGCCGGCUACAGCGUGGUCAUAGAGGUGGACGGCGGCAACGCAGUCCUCCUACAGAAACACGGCUCUGCGGACUCUGUCUGUAAAAAGGAGGAGGACCGAAACACAGAGUGGACAAAUCAGAAAACAAAACUCCCUCCCGCGACUGACAGCAAAGUAACGGUCUUACAGAUAACCGGUAACGGAUACGUUCUGUAGAUUCUGUUUUUACCAGGAGUGAUUUGAGAAACGACAAGAUAUUUUUUAUGAUUCGCUGCAGUCUGAGCUGGCAACGGUUGGUAUUUCAGCAGAGGAGCCAACUCUGUGCCAGAGGAUGAACCACUUUAAUAUAAACACUGGAAUUUAUCUUUGGAUCUGCUGGAUAAACGACUGAAGGAUUAAACCAAAUUAGAAUUCUGUCAAGUUUCUACUUGUUCGAUAAAAGUGGACAUUUGUUGACCACUUUGUCGAGACAAGUGUGGCUCCCAAUUGAUAUCUACAAUUUUUUAGGACAUUUUCAGUUCAGUGUGACAUUUGUUCAGUGGAUUGUUUUUCAGCUGUAGCCUUCAUGAAGUUAAUAAAAUCAAAGCACAUCAGCCUGGUAGAGCCUGUAGGAGCAUAGGAACUCCUAUUUGAAAAUUUAUUUCUUAUGUCAAGCUCCACUAAAACGCCCAUUAACGUCACUUCUUUUGUUUAAAGGAGAAAAAAAAACUUUAAAACCAGUUUUAUGUUUCAAAGACUUAAUGGUCGUCUUUGAAGCCUCGUUCCUUUUUCUGAGUCUAUCCUGGUCUGUCUGAGACUUGAUGGAAACCCACUGGAUGAGUUUGUUUUAUUCAAAUAAAAGAACAAAAUAAUAA
Molecule: messenger RNA, 2562 nt
Organism: Austrofundulus limnaeus
Lineage: Eukaryota; Metazoa; Chordata; Actinopteri; Cyprinodontiformes; Rivulidae
Gene: prlrb
Product: prolactin receptor b
Exons: 10
Coding region: 362-1924 (520 amino acids)
Biological process (GO): cytokine-mediated signaling pathway
Cellular component (GO): external side of plasma membrane
Molecular function (GO): protein binding; cytokine receptor activity
Source: RefSeq, a predicted model, not a curated record